Protopolystoma xenopodis is the source of this 249-nucleotide messenger RNA. NCBI's taxonomy places the organism in Eukaryota, Metazoa, Platyhelminthes, Monogenea, Polystomatidea, Polystomatidae. The record is from the annotation of a GenBank genome assembly.
AUGACGCCAAAACUGUUUGCAUGGCAACGACAUGCUUUAGGUCUGUGUCUGCUAUUUGUCGGCGUCGUGGCAGAAUGGUACAGCAUCUCCAAUUGCAGCGUCUUGUCGAUUCCCAUCUCCGCGGAUCAAUUCUCGAUUGGAGGUCCGAUUGAAUUGAUCAUCCCCGGCCAAAGUGGCGUUCCGCUCGGCUGGCCGGGUUCUAAAAUCCUUCAACGGUUGCUGGAACUUCCGCCUCGACUGCGGAUCCAC